UUUACAUUUCAAUAAUUUCAUGUAUAUCAGCAUUUAGUAUGCACUAUUCCGGUGUAGUGUAGUGAAUGGAAUUCGCUAUCACUCUCGUUUGAUUUUUUCUGAAUCUGAUAACACAUCAUAUUUACUCCGAUAUACUCGGAGAUGUUUAAACAGUCGUUUUCUUUAAUCUUGGCUCUCAAAUUUUUACAUAUAAUUUUCGUAGUUGCUUGGAGUUUCAAAACUGAGAAAAUAAAAUUCAGUUUGUAGAAACAUUAUAACCUAAAAAAUUCAAGAUAUUAAUAUCAAACAAAUAAAAUAUGAUGAUAUGAUUUUAAAAAGAAUUACAUAGAAACUCAGGACACAAUAAUAUUUGAGAUAUUUAAAUUCAAAAUAAAAGCUUUCAACAUGGUUUGCGAGAAGUGUGAAAAGAAAUUAGGUAAAGUUAUUACUCCUGAUCCUUGGAAGACUGGCGCAAGGAACACAACAGAGAGCGGAGGACGUAAAGUUGGAGAAAAUAAAGCUCUUUCUGCAGGAAAGGCACGAUUUAAUCCAUAUACUACAAAAUUUGAAAUCUGUAGAAUAUGCAGACAGAAAGUUCAUCAAGUUGGAUCUCAUUACUGUCAGUCCUGUGCAUAUAAGAAAGCUAUAUGUGCUAUGUGUGGUAAAAAACUGAUGAGUACAAAGAAUUACAAGCAGUCAGCUACGUAAUAAUUCUAAAAACUUGUAAAAAUUAAUAAAAAUGUUAUGGAUAUUUGAAAAUAAUUUCCUGAGUAUAUCAUAAUGUAAGUCUGACAAGUAUUCAUAUAUAAACAGAUUUCUGAAUGAGUAAUCUAAUAUGAAUAUAUUAAGAUAGAAUAAAAUUUUAAUUUCUGCAAUAAUGAUAAAUUAUUGCAGAAAACAUUCAUGUACAAUGUGUUUGUUAUACAGUAAAGCUAUUACAUACAAGAUAUCUGAUAAUUGCUACAGUAUAUGCAGGUAGAACAGACCGAAUGGAAGAAUUCUAUAUUAUUUCACAAUUUUCGCAAUGAUUAAUGAAAAAUUAAUGAUUAAUUAUCGCCGAAUAAUUCAUUCCGUCAAGAUAAGUACAUGGCGAAAUAAUAAUUGUUUUUCAUUAUGCAUAUUUGCUAGAAAUAAAACGAAAUGUUUGAUAUGAUCUACAAAUAAUAGAAUAUUCACUUAUAAUGUACACCUCAUUGCAUUCCUAGCAAUCAUAAAUACAUAUAGCACUGUUUCUUCAUAUGCUUAUUUAUAAAUUUUUAUUAAUAUAUAACUUAUUAUUUGUAAUUAUUAGUAAUUGCGAAACUUGCAAAAUGGUACAAGUCUUUUCCACUUAGUUUAAUCUGUUCUAUUCGCAUACGGCCGUUGUAUCAAUAAUUAUUACUUUGUAUAUUUUUUUAAAAAUAGUAUUUAUAGUGAUGCAAUUUAAUACAAGAAUAAUACAAAUAUAAAUUCAAGAAACUUUUCAUCAAGAAACUUUCAAGCACAGCUAAUAAAAUGAAUGAAAAAUUAUUUUAAGAUUAAAUAUAAAUGAAAAUUCUUUUUCAUAAAUGUAUUUAGUUUGCUACAUAUAAUUUAUGAUAGUAAUAAUUAAAGAUAAAAAAAAAUAAAAAUUAAGGAUAUCGUGUAUGAGAAAUCGAUGGAUAUAUAUUUCGUAAUAAAAUGUUUACACAU
Molecule: messenger RNA, 1650 nt
Organism: Pogonomyrmex barbatus (red harvester ant)
Lineage: Eukaryota; Metazoa; Arthropoda; Insecta; Hymenoptera; Formicidae
Product: cysteine-rich PDZ-binding protein
Biological process (GO): cytoplasmic microtubule organization
Cellular component (GO): dendrite
Molecular function (GO): microtubule binding; PDZ domain binding
Source: RefSeq, a predicted model, not a curated record